Messenger RNA from Folsomia candida, 6456 nucleotides. Its product is annotated as regulator of G-protein signaling 17. NCBI's taxonomy places the organism in Eukaryota, Metazoa, Arthropoda, Collembola, Entomobryomorpha, Isotomidae. The transcript is spliced from 7 exons. The coding region runs from base 2251 to 3255 and encodes 334 amino acids. The record is from RefSeq and is a predicted model, not a curated record.
CACUUUUUCCUCCGUUCUCGAACUGCUGCAGCUUCGACUACGCGAGGAGAGCGACGACGACUCCUUUGUUGCAACACCACACCAUCUACGCCACGGAGGACUUUGGUGGACGCGAUGUAAGGAGAGUAAGUUCAGACCAGCAUUCUUCCUCCUCUGGGAAGCACGGACGAGACGGGACGACACAUAGUGCACACCACCACCUGCUUUCUCGCUCGCUCGCUCUCUCUCACCUUCGUCGCCAACCUCCGUCUCCUUUCCCUCCGAGGGGGAGGCCCACCAGAAGCCAGAGACGGACUGAGAGAGAGAAAGAGGAAAUUAAGGGAGCAGAGGAAUAACUAAGUGUCUCUCCUCCCUCGCAAUAAUUAUCGUCACAAGUCAUCCCGCUUCCACACCUCGAACUGAUAACAAGAUAUUCACACAUUCAACGGAGCAGAAACAAAAAUAAACUGUUGAUUUUUUGCAUUCCGGGCAUUCCUGCGAGCGGAAGUGGAUCUCUUCUCCUCAAACUCAUCAUCAUCACCGUGCUCUCCUCGUCUCCCUGAAACUCUGUUCGAUCGUCGCAAAGUGACACAAGCCAGUGAGAUUUAAAGAAUCGUCUUAUUCCUUCACCCACCCACCCGCCGUGCAAAGCAGGACUGUGUGGAAUGGAACCGUGUCUCUCAUUCACACCGUCUCGUAAGAAUCGCAAUCGUGCUUAAGAUUAGCUCCAACCAACAACAUCUUAUUCUUUGGAGGAGAGAGAUCACCUGCUGCAGGAGAGCACUACAUACAUGUAACAGUAGCUACGUAAGUGAAUGAGGUGUACGUACGUAUGUAUGCAACUUAUCGUCAGAUCACGCAGUUGUUGGCCUCGGGAUCUUUGUUCUUCAUCUGGAGGUUCAGACCUCUGAGAAAAUAAGACGGGGGAUCGGAUAUUGAAAUUCAAGUGUUUACACUAAUAAAGUGAGGGCGAAAUAUACAUCUGUACGGCUCAAGUGGGGAGAGAAAGUAAAGACGAGACGGUCAGGUUGCUUCGAGUGGAGUUCUCCUCCUCGGCUGCUUCACAUCACACACAGUCGAUUUGGCUGCUGCUGCUGAGGUGCUCGUACUUUCGCCAUCAAUCCUCCAUCCCAAGCUGUCCAGCUCCAGACUCACUCGCCAUCAAUCACACGUACACAACUCCACUUGUUCCGCAUAAAAAUAGGCAUCAUUUUUUCCACAAUCGCCAACAUCAUCGUCAUCAUCACUGCUCAAAAGUAAGAGGAGAAAGCUCUGGACAUUUGUCUCAAUUUGUACUCUGACAUCCUUCACACACACACAAACAGCAGCUAUACGCGAUAUAAGCCCACCUCACCCACCAACUAUUGUUCCCGACAUCAUGGACGCUUGUCGAGUAUAUUAAAUAAAUAUCGAGCAUCUCCUCAAUCGAGGCUGAAGGCAGAGGUGGAAGGAAUUAAAGACCUGCCAUCCUGCUGGUGCGGUGUGUGGUGAGACUGAGGAAUUUACUGCACGGGAGGUGAGUGAAAGUGACACGUCAAACAAUCCCUUUAUUAUUUCCGCUGCCCUGUUUCAUCAUCAUCUCAUUAGUCGGUUGUGGCGAGAGAGAGAGUGUGUUCAUACGGCUUGGCACUAGUCAGGAAGUCCAAACCACGGCUGUACAAAACAUAUUUGCAUGUGAACAUACGUGCUAUCACGGCGUGAUGGUAUUAGUGGCACCGGACCCAAGUCGACCACACUAAUCGGAUUAUCAUUGACGAUUAAUCCGCAAUUUGCAUCAUUGUUGUACUAAAAACUCGUCAACACACUCUCAUUCCAAAUUUCUGUUCGGUGGAUCAAGAAUAUGAGCUAAAUACAUAUUUCCUGUCAACACUAUGGACAAUCUCUCCCCAAGUAUUUUCCCUUUUGUCUAAAUAUUGCUGAGACGUGUCAAGCAGACAGUUUGUGAUGAGUUGAAUAAGUGAAAGCCAGUGCAGAACAUUUAAUAACUUGACGCCGCCGUGUGAAGGAUUUAGCGAAAAGCUUUCUUGUGAUCUCCUCCUCCGCCACGGGUAUUGUUUUUUGGCUUCAAUAUCUGUGUGGGUAGAGCUGAUUGCAGCGUGACAAGUAAUUGAGUUGAAUCUAAGGCGAAUUACUAAAUAUUCAAGUGGACGAAUCGGAUGCUACACAAUACUAAAAUUUUGGUCGUCGUCAUCACACUAUUCAUCCUGAAAUCGUACUCCACCUUGAACUUGAAUAGGAGUGAAAUGUCGUCAACUUAAGGUCACGGUCGUGAUGACGAAGGAGAGCGAAAAGGGCCUAAAAGAGUCAAUAAACGGGGACAACGAUGGGAGCGGAGGAGGAAGCGGUGGGUGUGGUUCGUCAGCUCGCGGUCGGUCAAAGAUAGUGACGGACUCUUCCUCCUCCGAGGGCGUCGUCGUGGUGGUGAGCAGCAGCGGCACGAGUGGUGGGAGUGGCAAGGAGAACAAACAACAGCAAACCAUGCCAUCCUCCGAACCCUCGCGUCGAGUCAGCUUGGGCGAGCCGGUGGGGCUGCCGAGCGAGCACCUCCUCCCCCAACCACCCUCUAAAUCGCAUCCCACGAGCAAGGAGGCAGCCGAGGAUUCAUCCGCCCAACAAAAGAACGGCCUCAAGCGACAAAACUCUGGGCGACAAAAGUGUCGUUGUUGGUGUUGUUGCUGCACCUGCUCAUGCCUGGCCCUCAAGAACUCGGAGCCGAAGGGGGGAAAAGAGGCAGAGUCAGAUCUCAUCUGUGAUCCGGAUCCACCCCUGGAGGAGAUCCGCAGUUGGGGGGAUUCGUUCGAUAAGUUGAUGCGAAACAGUGGGGGUCGGAAGGUGUUUCGAGACUUUCUCAAGUGCGAGUACUCCGAGGAGAACAUUCUUUUUUGGCUGGCCUGCGAGGAGUUGAAGAAGGAGCGGUCUCCGGAAGCGAUCGAGGAAAAGGCCAGGCUCAUCUAUGAAGACUACAUUUCCAUCCUCUCCCCAAAAGAGGUGAGCUUAGACUCUCGCGUACGAGACGUGGUCAAUCAAAACAUGCGAAAUCCAAAGCCGUCAACGUUUGACGAGGCGCAGCUGCAGAUUUACACGCUCAUGCACCGCGACUCGUACCCACGCUUUAUCAACUCGCCCCUCUACAAGAAACUCGCUCAGCUCAACUCGACGCCAACUGGGGGGACGCCAUCAGGUGGACCACCACCCCCACUGCCCGGCUCUCAUCGCGGCUCCAUCGCCAUCGCCUCCUCCUCCCCCGCGUCCAGAAAACAGUCCGCCGCCUCUUGAACGUCCCCCUCGCGAGGAUCCACCACGCCCAGCCCAGGUGGUGUCAAAUAACCAACCACUCCCCUUCGUCCUCUUCGAACAACCACCACCCAGAACCACUUACUUACAUUACCUGCUACUUGGCAUUUGACGCAAAAUAAGAAAACAAUCACCGCGUCGUCACUCUUAUUAUCACUCUUCGUAUGUACAUACGCACGUAUUAUGCAUUUAAACCACCACAUGAUCAACUGCGCAAUUCUAAUAAUUAUGAUAAUACUAUAGUAAAAACUAUGCUGUACAUACAUUCAUAAAUAUAUUUUGUAGUUCUGCCCAUUCGAUUAAGACAGCUUAUAAUUUUCCAUGAUAAUUAUUGGCUUAUUGUUAUAAUUUUCUAUGUUUUCACUAUAAACAUUCCUUGUUUUGCAUUGAUGUUGUAGCCGUACAAUCGACCACACUUAUAUGCACUCGUUAUCUUCCCUAAUAAUGACCUCUGUUUGCUAAAUGCUCCCAACAAUGAAUGUGUCGACGCUGCAGGUUUAACAAAUGAAAAGAUCUUUAUUUAGAGUAGUCACCGAAUAUCAAAUUGACAAGUAUCAAAUUUAGGAGAAGACAAAGAGUGUGUGUUGCCACACGAAAGGACAGAUCGAAUCUUAAAGUAAAGAAUUGUUCUUCACAAACUCUUGGCCACUCGGCCCACAAUUCAAGUUCAUUGCCUACCUGGUUUACCUUGAUUUUAACCUUGGUUGAGCCAAUGAGAACAAGACAAAUUUUAGAAUGUUCCAGAACAUUUAGAAAUAACCAAUCAGAUAGACAAGAAUUAUCUUUAUCACAAUUAAACAAAUACUAAUAUAAUUAAGUCGGGUGAAACUGCAGGAUUGCUGGCGCUCACUUAAUUCAAAUUUACAUACUCCGUUCUUUUCAUCUCACACACACAAUUCACAAUUUAAGAUGAAUGUCAUAAUUUGGGGCGUUCCGCAACAGAUGUCCUGGGACCAUUUGUGUUACUUUACUUUCUCCCUGGUUGUGGCAUGUUAUACAUACACAUACAUUCAUUUGAGGUAUACAUUGCGUAUGUCCCUAUCCCCCAUGAUUUUAACUUUGAUUGAAAUGCCAGUACAGAUUUAGUGCAGUAAGAGUGGAUGGACUGACCUAAUUUAUAAUUUAUUUUGACGUAGUCAAUACACCACGUACAUAAUUAACCAAAAGGUCUCCCGUGAUAUGACGAUUUUAUUGACAAACAAAUAACAGAAAUAAUAGUGGGGUGGGAUCUGGUCACCUUACAUAAAACACCGUCAAAUGAAAGGCUGAUGAAGAAGUCUGCUUUAUGCGUAUACAAUAUUUCCGACUCCUUAUGUACUUGGUUUUCUUCCUUCAAUAUCAUGUUUAAAAUCAGCCUGACCAGGAACACACUAAUAAAAUAUGAUGAUGCCAACUUAUGCCAAGUGGUCAAGUUAAUUGUCUGCAAAAUAAAUAAAAAGUCAUAAGAAAAUAACUGGACAAAGCAAUGGCAAAGCACAAUUAAUGUUAAGUACUAUGUAUGUUUAUCCGUAAUAAUGUAAUACAUGUACUCUUUACAACUACUCUGUAAAUAUAGAUAAUGAUUUAAUUACAGCAUUUAUAAAAUUAAAACGUCUGCUGAAUUUUUAAGUUAGACUUCAAGUCAAAAACAGGACGAGUUUGGAUUGUCGUUACCAUAAAUUUAAUGUUCAGUACUAAUGCAAAUAAUGUCUAUUGUCUCUCGAGCUAUAUACAUACAUACAUACGUUCUACUAGUAAUAAGCGAUUUCAUUUAUAUAAGCGGUGAGUAAAGCAGGAAACCUUGCUUAAAAUUCUCGUCAAAAUUCUGGUCCGAGUCGGUCGAUGUCCACGACUUAAAUAUAAGGACGACAAACACGCUACCUAUUUAUUCAAACCUACGCUGAGCCAAAUAUUGCUGAAAGUGAGUUAAAAAACAUCAAAGUCCGAGCUCGCCCGUAAACUCGGACUUUCCUAGUUUUUGCUGACCUCAGCAUUAGUUCAAAGAUUCACAUUAGUUAGCCAAAUUGGACCCCCACGUAUACGUACAUAUGUUAAACGGCGUCACAUUGUGUAGGCCGUGUGGAACAAAAGCUCGUUAAGUGAAUAACUAAGUAGUCGAUUCACCACUUGAUUUUAGUACAAAAUUUUCAAAAACGAGUCGAGAAUGGGUGGGUCGAGAUGCUUCUAAAACUCACUUUCAGCACUAUGUAUAUUGAUUCAUGAAAGGCUCUCAACCAAGGUAAAUAUAUAUUCGUACUUACAUGUUCAAUAAACAGGGAAGAAUUACUCCGCAGUAUAAAUACUAAAUAGAAGAGAAUUGUUGUGAAUCAUUGCGUCAAGAGCCAGGCGGCAAUGAUACACCGAUGCGCAUUCAUUGGCUUUCUCGUCCAUUUAGUGUUUAUACACGCUCAGAGGACUACAUACAUAGUUUCAUACACUCGAAAAUGAAUUCAAAACUAUACUUUGGAAUGAAUGUACAUGUGCAAGUGUAAAAAAUCAUCUGCUAAGAAGGUCAUGACUCAAAAAUGCAUGACACAUAAUAACUCUAAUAAUAAAUGUUACCAAAUAAAUGUGACAAAAUGCUUCAGUAUUCGUACUUGAGAAAGGUUUACUAAGCUAGAACAUACGUAUAUUAGACCAGAGUAAGUGCGGGAUUGAUAUCCACUCCUUCUUGUAAUGUGGGGCAGGGCUCCUUGAGUGAAAAAAUGUGUUUUUAGGAUAAUAUGUAAUAUUUUAUGUGAUAAUUACUGAAUAUCUGCGUGAGAGAGAGGGUGUUAUUGACUAUCCAGUAUUAUCAUUUUGAAAUGACAAAUUUUACAGGUUACUAUUCUGCAUUAUAAAUAUAUCCGGAUGUAGAUGUUAGUUUACAGAAAUAUGUAAAAUUGAGUAUUUGUUAAGUUGACGGUUUUGUUUGUCGUAAGUACGUAUGCAACUGUGGCAAGUCGUGGCGUGUGCAUUUUAUGGGCUUCCCUACAGAUAUGCGGUCAUUCAUGUAUACAAUGUCUCAAGACAAUCUCACGAAGAAAGAACAAAACUGAACCUGUUAAUAUUCCACUCUUUUUUAUCAACAUUUCCUUUCUUGUCAAUGAUUUUGUUCAUCCUGUGAGGUUUAAAAACUGAUGUGACGUGUUAUUGGUACAUACAUGUUAGACAAAGAGAACAUACAUAAAUACGAAAUAAAACAAACAUUAUUAUUAAAACUAA